AUGACAGUUACAACCGACAACGACUCUUACGUGUUCCAAGGUUUGAUCGACAGAAAGCUACCAGAAGUUCAAGGUGGUAAGGGCUGCAAGAUCAUUGUUGAAAAGAAUGGUAAAGUACACGAGGACAUUUUUGACGGUAUCACCGGUGCAGCUGUUGGUGCAUUGGGAUGGGGUGAUGAGGACAUCCAUGGAAUUAUGAGCGAAGCUGCCAAGACCCACACCUACACAUUCCCAUCUUUGAUUGGUAAUCCUCAAUCUGAAGAGUUGGCCAAAUUCUACAUUGAUAACUCACCAGAAGGUGUGUUCGCAUCAGCCUUAUGGUGUUGCAGUGGUUCUGAAGCAAACGAAAAUGCUAUGAAGAUCAUCAGACAAUACCAAGUCGAACGUGGUCAAAGCAAGAGAACCAAGAUCAUCUCUAGAGAAUCUUCGUACCACGGUUUCACUUUGGGUGCCUUGUCCAUCUCUCACAACCCAAGAGCCGAGCAAUUCAAAGAGAUCUUGCUUGACCAAAACGAGCUUUGCUUGAAGAUGCCUGUCUGCUACCCUUACAGAUUUAUGAAGAAAGGUGAAACAGAAGAGGAGUACUCUGCCAGAUUGAUUGACAGCUUGGAAAAAUUGAUUUUGGACAACGAUCCAACUACGAUCUCCGUUGUGCUUGUCGAGACUUUGCCAGGUUCUUCCUUGGGUACUACUCCUCCACCAAAGGGCUACUUAUCUGGUAUCCGUCGUAUCUGUAACAAGUACGAUAUUGUUUUCAUGCUUGAUGAGGUUAUGUGCGGGACUGGUAGAUCCAAUCCUAACGGUAAGCUAAACUGCUGGGAAAACUUCUUAACCCCAGAAGAAGCCCCAGAUAUCCAAUCUGUAGGUAAGACUUUGGGUUCUGGGUACGUCACCAUUGCAGGUGUCUUGGUUAGUCCUAAGAUCAAGAAGGCCUACGUCGAGGGUACCAACAUGGUCAUCGGUUCUCACACAUACGCCUCCCACGGGUUCAACUGUGCAGUCGCCCUAGGUGUGCAAAAGAAGAUCUUGGGCAACGGGUUGACCAAGAACAUUUUCGAAAAGGGUAAUCUAAUGGGUGCCAAGUUGCAAGAAGCGCUACUAAAGGAGGAUAAUAUUGUCGGUGAUGUCAGAGGUAUUGGUGGUUUCUGGUCUCUCGAAUUCGUCAAAGACAGAGCAACCAAGGAACCAUUCCCAUACAAGACAGACGUCGCACACCGUUUCGAAGCAAUUUGCUUCGAAAACGGCAUCAACGUCAUGGGUAUGCAAGGUAACAUCGACUUUGUGUCCGGUGAUAUUGCUCUCUUGGCGCCAUCUUUCAUCAUCACCGAGGAUGACGUAGCAACUAUUGUUGAAAGAGUUACCAAGUCCGUCAACGAUUUGACUGCUGAAUUGAAGGCAGAAGGCCUAUUCUAA
This is a messenger RNA of Kluyveromyces marxianus DMKU3-1042, 1413 nucleotides long. RefSeq lists its product as uncharacterized. The transcript has a single exon. The record is from RefSeq and is a predicted model, not a curated record. Bases 1 to 1413 code for a protein of 470 amino acids. Lineage: Eukaryota; Fungi; Ascomycota; Saccharomycetes; Saccharomycetales; Saccharomycetaceae. Gene Ontology annotation, cellular component: cytosol. Gene Ontology annotation, molecular function: transaminase activity; pyridoxal phosphate binding.